AUGAUUUGGGUGUUAUUGCUCUUAUGUUGGUUCAGCAAUGUUACUCAUCAGCAAAGCCUUGCAAAUAGUCUUUUUGCCGAAGAAGGCACACAGCCAGGAUUUGUGACGAAAAUCAACAAGAAGGCAUUCAAGAUAGUGGCCGAGCAACUCAAGGAUCGCGUUCUAAAAUUCAUGAGAACUGAUGGCCUAGAAUUCAAUAUUUCAGCACCAUUAACCAAUCAAGUCCGUUUCACAUUGCGCUCAUCUCGGAUUAUCUCCUUUGAAGAAGCUCAGUUCGAUUCGGACAUGUUCAUCGUACCACAGAAAGGCAUCUCAUGGACGGGAACGAAUAUCAAUGCGACACUUUUGGCAAGCUUCAGCCUACAGACUACACAAGGCGAGAUUACCGGAAACGUGCCACUUUCUUUCGACAACACGAAUGUGGAACUGUUACUUUGGACAGGUGUUAACAACGAUGGGCAUUUGAAAACCGAUCUUAUUACAUGCAAGGUUGCUGCUAACAAUCUGCAGCUUCAAUUCAGCCAAGCUGACUCGAACUUGCUAGCCAAUUAUGUUCCACAUAUGCAAAAUUUCAUUCGACAGACCGUUGAACAGGUGGUUUGCCCUUCAUUCCACGCUGAACUUGUUCCUGUCCUCUCGAAUCGCUUGAUGAACACUCCAUUAAGUGCCUCGCUGUUCGAACAAUAUUUCAUCAACUACGCGCUACUCGGACCAGUGGAAUUCACCGCUCAGUCAAUCACGUUGAAACAUCGCGGAAAUUCAUUCGGUAUACUUCGACAAGGUAGUAGACGCACUAGAUUGAAUGACUUCCGUUUACCAUACCGCAGUCCAGCGCUUCAGGUUCCAUCAGCGGAUUCCGGACACAUGGUCGAUUUCUAUUUGUCGAACUACACGCUCAGCUCUUUGCUUUUCUGGAUGGACCAGUACAGAAAGUUUGACUAUGAGAUCAGUCGGCAAGCAACCAACAACACGGCGCUUGUCGGAUAUUUGAAAACCGAUUGCGGUGUUGGAGAUAUUUGCGCUGGAACAUUGUUCCCUGCACUUUCAACACGAUUCCCUGGUGGUGAAGUUGUCAUCAAAUCGCACACGAUUUCCUAUCCAAAAGUUGUUCUAAAGAAAAACAAUGCCACGAUUUUCAUCGACAGUCGGGUCGACGCUUUUGUUCAGCAACAAGACCGCAGUCGGCGAUUCUUAACAGCCUCGAUGAAUGCGGAGGUCAAAUUGGAUAAGGUCUCGUUCAAGGAUUUCGUGCUUCACGGUGAAAUGCGCAUUGACAAGUUCAAAAUUGCUGAUGUAGCAUCGCUUGUCGAUGGAAUUGACGAAGGAUCGCUGGAAUUCCUAGUCAACGCCUUGACUGAAUUAAUAUUGAACGAAGAUAUGGCGAAGAAACUGAAAGGAGGAAUCCAGCUUCCAAUUAUGUUCGACUAUACCCAGCAAACAGCUCAAGUCGAAUUCGAAAAUGGCUACAUUCAUAUUGGAGCUGAUUAUUGUGCAACCGAGAAGUGUUCAACUGUUGCUGACAGCAAGGACACCAACGUGGAUUACUACGAUACGGUUCAGGGUUAG
Molecule: messenger RNA, 1566 nt
Organism: Caenorhabditis bovis
Lineage: Eukaryota; Metazoa; Nematoda; Chromadorea; Rhabditida; Rhabditidae
Source: the annotation of a GenBank genome assembly